GUACGAGCGGAAGUAAACACUUCCGGAAUCAGACCUGAUCCGAGCGGAGUUAAGCUGAGACUUUCUUUUAAACUGUGAGAUUCUAAAGGAUUAAAAAGGAUUCAGAAGUGAAGAGGAGACGCUAUGGCGACUACUAUCAGCACCCAGAGAGGACAGGUGUACAUCGGGGAGCUUCCCCAGGACUUCCUGAGGAUCACUCCCACCCAGCAGCAGCAGCAGGUCCAGCUGGACGCUCAGGCGGCUCGCCAGCUGCAAUACGGCGGCGCCAUCGGCACGGUGGGACGGCUCAGCAUCACGGUGGUCCAGGCCAAGCUGGCCAAGAACUACGGCAUGACCCGGAUGGAUCCGUACUGCAGGAUCAGGCUGGGAUACGCCGUCUACGAGACGCCGACUGCUCACAACGGAGCCAAGAAUCCUCGCUGGAACAAAGUGAUCCAGUGCACGGUGCCUCCCGGCGUGGACUCCUUCUACCUGGAGAUCUUUGACGAGAGGGCGUUCUCAAUGGAUGACCGGAUAGCGUGGACUCAUGUGACCAUCCCUGAAGGUCUGAGGGACGGCAGCGUGGUGGAUGAGUGGUUCACCCUCAGCGGCCGGCAGGGCGACGACAAGGAGGGCAUGAUCAACCUGGUCAUGUCGUUUGCUUCGUUACCUGCAGGGAUGAUGACCCAGCCUGUCGUCCUCAUGCCAUCUGUGUAUCAGCAAGGAGUCGGAUACGUGCCCAUUGCAGGAGUGCCUGCAGUCUACAACCAGGGCAUGGUUCCCAUGACGAUGCCGGCCGGCAUGCCGGCCAUGGGGGGCCAGGGGCCCGUGUGCAGCGAGGAGGACCUGAAGGCCCUGCAGGACAUGUUCCCCAACCUGGACAAGGAGGUGGUCCGCACCGUGCUGGACGCCCAGCAGGGCAACAAGGACGCCGCCAUCAACUCCCUGCUGCAGAUGGCAGAGGAGCUCUAAACACACACACACGCACACACACUCACUCACACACACAGGAAGAAAAUCAUGGCCCCUGCUCUCAGACUGAAGACCCCCUCAUACACAAACACGCACACACACACACACAGUCUUGGCCCCUACUAGCUGCCCCUGCUGGCGUCCUCUCCCGGAGCGCCAGGAUCCUUCACUCUGGUCUUAAUCGUCACGUUGAUGUUUUGUGUCGCAGAAAAAGACUCAAACCAAACAUGGAAUCGGCCUCCAGGCGUUAUCGCAUUCUGCUGUCGUCAUGGUAACCCAGCCCGCACCCCGAUCCCAAAGUUCGAUUUGCACUUGUUGGAGCUGCGGCGCGCCCGUUUUCCAUUCCUGUUGGUGUUUUUUUGUGUGUGAGUGUGUAUUUCGUAGGUUUUGUAGGACGUUGCAGUGAAAUGUUUCGUAGCUGUAAAACUGUUCAUUUCACCCAGAAUCAAAAAGAAUCGUUAAGGAUGUUUUAAAGUAGGUAAACAUUUAUGACGGGAUGAGGAAUGAAUGAAUGAAUGAAAGCUUCAGCUUAACACUGCAUCCUUUCACUGUUUUUCCUAAAUAUUUGCACAGAGUUCUGUUUCAGAGUAAGCGAGCUAAAUUGCUAACGUUGCUAAUCUUUAGUUGAGCAAAGGUCUGAGACGUCCGCAGACUUCACGGUUUCUCUUCAGCCUCUUGAAUUUUAGUGAUUUCAUGCUUCAGUCUUUCAAACAGCAGCUUUUUAGCGCACGACUACGUUAGUCUUCUCCCCAGGUUCAGUAUUCUAACAUUCUGCUCACACCACUGAGGUUUUGUUGCUAACGUGCUGCCUGCCAAAGGUCUGGCGUCGAGGAGACGCCGUCUGGCCGUGACUUCCACACCAUCCACGUGUUUGGAGACGUCGGGCGCCAUCCGGCACAGUUGUUCUUUUGAUUCACGACACGGUGUCUUUAAGCCAGAGCACUUUCUGCUGAAGCUCCAUUUGCAGGUUUUAAACUGUUUUAUUUAUUGAUGCUUUUAAGCCACAAGGCGAGAACAAAGAGUGUGGGUGUCCAUUCCUUUUCAUGACACGCUGAAAUACACUGACCAAAACUGG
Salarias fasciatus (jewelled blenny) is the source of this 2026-nucleotide messenger RNA. RefSeq names its product toll interacting protein (gene tollip). Gene Ontology annotation, biological process: ubiquitin-dependent protein catabolic process. Gene Ontology annotation, molecular function: ubiquitin binding; ubiquitin conjugating enzyme binding. NCBI's taxonomy places the organism in Eukaryota, Metazoa, Chordata, Actinopteri, Blenniiformes, Blenniidae. Gene Ontology annotation, cellular component: cytoplasm. The coding region runs from base 124 to 951 and encodes 275 amino acids. The record is from RefSeq and is a predicted model, not a curated record. The transcript is spliced from 6 exons.